ACAGCAGUGACGACAUCCGCCAAGACAGCAAUUGCCACAACAACAGACUCUACCACGUCAGUUAUGAUACCAGUGGUAACAUCAACUACUGCUGUAACAACUAUUGCCACAACAACGGAAGAAACCACAGUUGCCACAACAAUAGACUUUACCACAACACCAUUCACGACAGCUGCAGAACAAAUGACCACCGCCACAACAACUGAAGAAACAACAGUUGCUAAACCAGCAGACUUUACUACAACAGCAGUCACGACACCCACUGAAACAACAACUACCACCCCAAUAGUGGCAGAAACAACUACAGUCGCAAUGACAACAGCAGUCACAACACCUGUGGAAAUAAUAACCACUGCCACAACAAUGACAGACACAACAAUUGCAACAACAACAGACUCUCCCACGGCAAUGACGACAGCUGCGGAAACAACUACCACUAACACAAUAGUGGCAGAAACAACAACAGUCGCAAUGACAACAGCAGUGACGACUCCUACCGAAACAACAGUUGCAACAACAGAAUCUACCACAACAGAAGUCACGACACCUGCAGAAAUAAUAACCGCUGCCAGAACAACGGAAGAAACAACAGUUGCCACAACAACAGACUCUCCCACAACGGCAAUCACGACAGCUGCAGAACAGACAACCACCGCCACUAAUGCAGAAACAACAACAGUUGCAAUAACAGCAGUCACAACACCUGCAGAUAUAAUAACCGCUAACACAGCAACAACAGACUCUCCCAGAACGGCAGUCACAACAGCUGCAGAACAAUCAACCACCGCCACAACAACUGCAGAAACAACAACAGCAGUCACAGCACCGGCAGACACAACAACUGCUUCUACAACAGGGGCAGGAAAAACAACAGUUGCUAUAACAACAGAAGUAAUGACACCUGCCCAAACAACGGCAGACACAUCAACAGUUAUCAAAACAACAGCCAUGACGACACCUACCGAAGCAACCUUUGCCGCCACAACAGACUCUCCCUUAAUGGCAAUCACAACACCUACAGAAUCAACAACCCGUGCCACAACAAUGACAGAAACAACAACAGUCGCAACAGCAGUGACGACUCCUGCUGAAACAACAACAGGUGCCACAACAGACUCUACCAAAACAGAAGUCAUGUCAUCUGCAGAUAUAAUAACAACAAUGGAAGAAACAACAGUUGCCACAAAAACAGACUUUACCACAACAGCAUUCACAACAGCUGCAGAACAAAUGACCACCACCACAACAACUGAAGAAACAACAGUUGCUACAAAAGCAGACAUUACUACAACAGUCAUCACGACACCCGCUGAAACGACAACCACCGCCCCAAUAGUGGCAGAAACAACAACAGUCGCAAUGACAACAACAGUCACGACACCUGUGGAAAUAAUCACCACUGCCACAACAAUGGCAGACACAACAGUUGCCACAACAACAGACUCUCCCACGGCAAUGAUAACAGCUGCGGAAACAACAACCACGGACACAAAAGUGGCAGAAACAACAACAGUCGCAAUGACAACAGCAGUGAUGACACCUGCCGAAACAACAACAGUUGCCACAACAGACUCUACCACAACAGAAGUCACGACACCUGCAGAAAUAAUAACGGCUGCCACAACAAUGGAAGAAACAACAGUAGCCACAACAACAGAGUCUCCCACAACGGCAUUCACGACAGCUGCAGAACAGACAACCACCGCCACAACUGCAGAAACAACAACAGUUGCAACAACAGCAGCAGUCACAACAACUGCUUCCACAACAAGGACAGGAAAAACAACAGUUGCAACAACAACAGAAGUAAUGACACCUGCCCCGACAACGGCAGCAAUAUCAGCAGUUGUCAAAACAACAGCAAUGACGACACCUACUGAAACAACCUUUGCCACAACAACAGACUCUCCCACAAUGGCAGUCACAACACCAAUGGAAUCAACAACCCCUGCCACAACAAUGACAGAAACAACAACAGUCGCAACAGCAGUGGAAUCUCCUGCCGAAACAACAUCAGUUGCCACAACAGACUCUACUACAACAGAAGUCACGACAUCCGCAGAUAUAAUAACUACUGCCACAAUGGAAGAAACAACAGCUGCCACAACAACAGACUUUACAACAGCUGCAGAACAAAUGACCACCGCCACAACAACUGAAAAAACCACAGUUGCUACAACAGCAGACUUUACGACAACAGCAGUCACGACACCCGCUGAAGCAACAACCACCACCCCAAUAGUGGCAGAAACAACAACAGUCUCAAUGACAACAGCAGUCACAACACCUGUGGAAAUAAUCACCCCUGCCACAACAAUGGCAGACACAACAAUUGCCACAACAACAGACUCACCCACAAUGGCAGCCACAACACCAACGGAAUCAACAACCCCUGCCACAACAAUGACAGAAACAACAACAGUCGCAACAGCAGUGACAACUCUUGCCGAAACCACAACAGUUGCCACAACAGACUCUGCCACAACAGAAGUCACAACACCUGCAGAUUUCAUAACUACUGCCACAAUAGAAGAAACCACAGUUGCAACAACAACAGACUUUACCACAACAGACUUUACAACAGCUGCAGAACAAAUGACCACCGCCACAACAACUGAAGAAACCACAGUUGCUACAACAGCAGACUUUACUACAACAGCAGUCCCGACACCCGCUGAAGCAACAACCACCACCCCAAUAACACAACAGAUGCAACAACAACAGCAGUCACAACACCUGCAGAGGCAACAACUGCUUCCACAACAAGGGCAGGAAAAACAACAGCUGCAACAACAACAGAACUGCAGAACAGACAACCACUGCAACAACUGCAGAAACAACAGUUACAACAACAGCAGUCACAACCCCUGCAGAAAUAGUAACCGCUGCCGCAACAACAGACUCUCCCACAAUGGCAAUCACGACAGCUGCAGAACAAACAACCACAACAACUGCAGAAACAACAGUUGCAACAACAGCAGUCACAACACCGGCAGACGCAACAACUGCUUCCACAACAAGGGCAGGAAAAACAACUGUUGCAACAACAGAAGUAAUGACACCUGCCCAAACAAUGGCAGCAACAUCAACAGUUGUCAUAACAACAGCAAUGACAACACCUACAGAAACAACCUUUGCCACAACAACAGACUCUCCCACAAUGGCAGUCACAACACCUUCGGAAUCAACAACCCCUGCCACAACAAUGACAAAAACAACAACAGUCGCAAUAACAACAGCAGUGACGACUCCUGCCGAAACAACAGUUGCCACAACAGACUCUACCACAACAGAAGUCACGACACCUGCAGAAAUAAUAACCGCUGCCACAACAAUGGAAGAAACAACAGUUGCCACAACAACAGACUCUCCCACAACGGCAUUCACGACAGCUGCAGAACAAAUAACAACCGCCACGACAACUGCAGAAACAAUUUUUGGAACAACAGCAGUGACAACACUUACAGAAAUAACAGCUGCUGCCACAAAAACGGCAGAAACAACAAUGGUUGCAACAAAACCAGCAAUAACGACUUCUGUAGAAACAACAACCACCGCCACAACAAUUACAGAAACAACAGCUGCAAUGACAAGAACAACUCUCCCACGGCAAUGAUGACAGCUGCGGAAACAACAACCACUGACACAAAAGUGGCAGAAACAACAACAGUCGCAACGACAACAGCAGUGAUGACACCUGCCAAAACAACAGCUGCAACAACAGACUCUACCACAACAGAAGUUAUGACACCUGCAGAAAUAAUAACCGCUGCCAGAACAACGGAAGAAACAACAGUUGCCACAACAACAGACUUUCCCACAAUGGCAAUCACGACAGCUGGCACAACUGCAGAGAAAACAACCGUUGUGACAACAGCAGUCACAGCAGUUGCAACAACAACAGAAGUAAUGACACCUGCCCAAACAACGGCAGCAACAUCAACAGUUGUCAAAACAACUGCAAUGAUGACACCUGCUGAAACAACCUUUGCCACAACAGACUCUCCCACAAUGGCCUUCACAACACCUACAAAAUCAACAACCCCUGCCACAACAAUGACAGAAACAACAACAGUCGCAACAGUAGUGACAACUCCUGCUGGCACAACAACAGUUGCCACAACAGACUCUACCACACCAGACGUCACAACACCCGCAGAACAAAUGACCACCGCCACAACAAUUGAAGAAACCACAGUUGCUACAACAGCAGACUUUACUACAACAGCAGUCACAACACCCGCUGAAACAACAACCACCGCCCCAAUAGUGGCAGAAACAACAACAGUCGCAAUGACAACAGCAGUCACAACACCUGUGGAAAUAAUCACCACUGCCACAACAAUGGCAGACACAACAAUUGCCACAACAACAGACUCUCCCACAAUGGCAGUCACAACACCUACGGAAUUAACAACCCCUGCCACAACAAUGACAGAAACAACAACAGUCGCAACAGCAGAGACAACUCUUGCCGAAACAACAACAGUUGCCACAACAGACUCUGCUACAACAGAGGUCACAUCACCUGCAGAUAUAAUAACUACUGCCACAAUAGAAAAAACCACAGUUGCCACAACAACAGACUUUACCACAACAGCAUUCACGACAGCUGCAGAACAAAUGACCACCGCAACUACAACUGAAGGAACAACAGUUGCUAAAACAGCAGACUUUACUACAACAGCAGUCACGACACCCGCUGAAACAACAACCACCGCCCCAAUAGUGGCAGAAACAACAACAGUCGCAAUGACAAUAGCAGUCAUAACACCUGUGGAAAUAAUAACCACUGCCACAACAAUGGCAGACACAACCGUUGCCACAACAACAGACGCUCCCACGCCAAUGACAACAGCUGGAGAAGUCAAACCUACAACCACUGCCACAAUAGCGGCAGAAACAACAACAGUCGCAAUGACAACAGCAGUGAGGACUCCUGCCGAAACAGUUGCAACAGACUCUUCCACAACAGAUGUCACAACACCUGCAGAAAUGAUAACCGCUGCCACAACAAUGGAAGAAACAACAGUUGCUACAACAACAGAUUCUCCCGCAACGGCAAUCACGACAGCUGCAGAACAGACAACCACCGCCACAACUGCAGAAACAACAGUUGCAACAACAGCAGUCACAACCCCUGCAGAAAUAGUAACCACUGCCGCAACAACAGACUCUCCCACAAUGGCAAUCACGACAGCUGCAGAACAAACAACCACCGCCACAACAACUGCAGAAACAACAACAGUUGCAACAAUAACCACUGCCACAACAAUGGCAGACACAUCAAUUGCCACAACAGACUCUCCCACAAUGGCAGUCACAACACCUACGGAAUCAACAACCCCUGCCAUAACAAUGACAAAAACAACAGUCGCAAUAACAACAGCAGUGACGACUCCUGCCGAAACAACAGUUGCCACAACAGACUCUACUACAACAGAAGUCACGACACCUGCAGAAAUAAUAACGGCUGCCACAACAAUGAAAGAAACAACAGUUGCCACAACAACAGAUUCUCCCACAACGGCAUUCAGGACAGCUGCAGAACAAAUAACCGCCACCACAACUGCCGAAACAACAAUAGUUGCCACAACAACAACAGACUCAGCCAUGACGACACUCAUGGCACCUGCAGAAACAACAACCGCUUCCAUAACAAUAGCAGAAACAACAGCAGUUCCAACAACAGCAGAAUAUACAACAAAUGCAGCAACAACUACAGUGAAGCCACGUGUGGAAUCAACAGCAGUAGCCACAACAGACAGUGUUGCCACAACAACCAAACGAGUUACUUUCAGAUCUCUUCAAACAAAUAUACCUGCCAAAACAACAGCUGCAACAACAGACUCGACCACAACAGAAGUCAUGACACCUGCAGAAAUAAUAACCGCUGCCAGAACAACGGAAGAAACAACAGUUGCCACAACAACAGACUUUCCCACAACGGCAAUCACGACAGCUGGCACAACUGCAGAGAAAACAACCGUUGUGACAACAGCAGUCACAACACCUGCAGAAAUAGUAACUGCUGCCACAACUGCAGAAACAACAACAGUUGCAACAACAACAGCAGUCACAACAGUUGCAACAACAACAGAAGUAGUGACACCUGCCCAAACAACGGCAGCAACAUCAACAGUUGUCAAAACAACUGCAAUGAUGACACCUGCCGAAACAACCUUUGCCACAACAACAGACUCUCCCACAAUGGCAGUCACAACACCUACAAAAUCAACAACCCCUGCCACAACAAUAACAGAAACAACAGUCGCAACAGUAGUGACAACUCCGACCGAAACAACAACAGUUGCCACAACAGACUCUACCACACCAGACGUCACGACACCCGCAGAUAUAAUAACUACAGCCGCAAUGGAAGAAACAACAGUUGCCACAACAACAGACUUUACAACAGCUGCAGAACAAAUGACCACCGCCACAACAAUUGAAGAAACCACAGUUGCUACAACAGCAGACUUUACUACAACAGUCGUCACGACACCCGCUGAAACAACAACCACCGCCCCAAUAGUGGCAGAAACAACAACGGUCGCAAUGACAACAGCAGUCACGACACCUGUGGAAAUAAUAACCACUGCCACAACAAUGGCAGACACAACGGUUGCCACAACAAAAGACUCUCCCACGGCAAUGACGACAGCUGCGGAAACAACAACCACGGACACAAAAGUGGCAGAAACAACAACAGUCGCAAUGACAACAGCAGUGACGACACCUGCCGAAACAACAACAGUUGCCACACCAGACUCUACCACAACAGAAGUCACGACACCUGCAGAGAUUAUAACCGCUGCCACAACAAUGGAAGAAACAACAGUUGCCACAACAACAGACUCUUUCACAACAGCAAUCACGACAGCUGCAGAACAGACAACCACCGCCACAACUGCAGAAAAAACAACAGUUGUGACAACAGCAGUCACAACACCUGCAGAAAUAGUAACCGCUGCCACAACGGCAAUCAUGACAGCUGCAGAACAAACUACCACUGCAGAAACAACAACAGUUGCAACAACAGCAGCAGUCACAACAACUGCUUCCACAACAGUUACAACAACAACAGAAGUAAUGACACCUGCCCCAACAACGGCAGCAACAUCAACAGUUUUCAAAACAACAGCAAUGACGUCACCUAGCAAAACAACCUUUGCCACAACAACAGACUCUCCCACAAUGGCCGUCACAACACCUACAAAAUCAACAACCCCUGCCACAACAAUGACAGAAACAACAACACUCGCAACAGCAGUGACAACUCCUGCCGAAACAACAUCAGUUGCAGCAACAGACUCUACUACAACAGAAGUCACAACACCCGCAGAUAUAAUAACUACUGCCACAAUGGAAGAAACAACAAUUGCCACAACAACAGACACUAAAACAGUUGCAGAACAAAUGACCACCGCCACAACAACUGAAGAAACCACAGUUACUAAAACAGCAGACUUUACUACAACAGCAGUCGCGACACCCGCUGAAACAACAACCACCGCCCCAAUAGUGGCAGAAACAACAACAGUCGCAAUGACAACAGCAGUCACAACACCUGUGGAAAUAAUAACCACUGCCACAACAAUGGCAGACACAACAACAGUCGCAAUGAAAACAGCAGUGACGACUCCUGCCGAAACAGUUGCAACAGACUCUACCACAACAGACGUCACGACACCUGCAGAAAUAAUAACCGCUGCCACAACAAUGGAAGAAACAACAGUUGCCACAACAACAGACCACAACAACUGCAGAAACAACAGAUGCAACAACAACAGGAGUCACAACACCUGCAGAGGCAACAACUGCUUCCACAACAAGGGCAGGAAAAACAACAGCUGCAACAACAACAGAAGUAAUGACACCUGCCCAAACAACAGCACCAACAGACUCUCCCACAACGGCAGUCACAACACCUACGGAAUCAACAACCCCUGCCAUAACAAUGACAAAAACAACAGUCGCAAUGAUAACAGCAGUGACGACUCCUGCCGAAACAACAGUUGCCACAACAGACUCUCCCACAACGGCAUUCACGACAGCUGCAGAACAAAUAACAACCGCCACGACAACUGCAGAAACAACUUUUGGAACAACAGCAGUGACAACACUUACAGAAAUAACAGCUGCUGCCACAAAAACGGCAGAAACAACAAUAGUUGCAACAAAACCAGCAAUAACGACAUCUGCAGAAACAACAACCACCACCACAACAAUUGCAGAAACAACAACAGCUGCAAUGACAAGAACAGUAGCUGCCGAAACAACAAUACUUGCCACAACAACAACAGACUCAGCCAUGACGACACUCCUGGCACCUGCAGAAACAACAACCGCUUCCAUAACAAUAGCAGAAACAACAACAGUUCCAACAACAGCAGAAUAUACAACAAUUGCAGCAACAACUACAGUGAUGACACGUGCGGGAUCAACAGCAGUUGCCACAACAGACAGAGUUGCCACAACAACCAAACGAGUUACUUUCAGAUCUCUUCAAAGAGGGGCUCAGUUGUCAAUAUCAUGGAUGUUGAGUUCACAGCCACAUCUGCGCCAAACAACACCCAAAUUGAGGACAUCUUAUCUGAGGCGGCAUGCAAUAACUACAGUGACAACCCCAAAAGACACAACAGCCGUAGAAACAACUGCAGAUCAGACAACUCCAGUAACAUUGGCUCCAGCAACAACAGUUGA
This is a messenger RNA of Syngnathus acus (greater pipefish), 8706 nucleotides long. Its product is annotated as mucin-22-like. The record is from RefSeq and is a predicted model, not a curated record. NCBI's taxonomy places the organism in Eukaryota, Metazoa, Chordata, Actinopteri, Syngnathiformes, Syngnathidae. The coding region runs from base 64 to 8706 and encodes 2880 amino acids. The transcript is spliced from 8 exons.